Molecule: messenger RNA, 1074 nt
Organism: Penicillium argentinense
Lineage: Eukaryota; Fungi; Ascomycota; Eurotiomycetes; Eurotiales; Aspergillaceae
Product: zinc knuckle domain protein
Exons: 1
Coding region: 1-1074 (357 amino acids)
Biological process (GO): fatty acid metabolic process
Molecular function (GO): FAD binding; oleate hydratase activity
Source: RefSeq, a predicted model, not a curated record
AUGCCUAUGACUACAUUUUUGAAGGAACAAGGGGUUCACUUCCAUUUACAAGGGAUGGUCACCGAUCUCAAAUUGUAUCCUGCCAGCGACCCAACAGCUAUCUCGGAAAUUGUGAUUCUGGAAAAUGGAAAGGAAACAUCCAUUACAGUGGAUCCAGUUGACAUAGUCUUCGUGGAACACAAUCUCAAGAAAAGACGCCUAGGGCAACUCGUCCCUUGGGUAAAGGCUUUCCUGUCAAAUCGAAGCACAAAGAUCCGCAUGCCAGAAGGCACUUCUGGUCCAAUACCAACACCAACGGGAAUUCCGCAAGGGUCGCCGAUUCCGCCCAUUCUCUAUCUGAUCUACAAUGCAGACCUGAUUGAGAAGUGCGGAAGCGGAGUGACCAGUAACGGCUGGGUGGAUGAUGUCUGCUUUAUGACCAAAGGAGAUAGCGAGCGAGAGACCAUCAGGAAGCUCAAAACUGCUUGCGGGAAGGCCGAACAGUGGGCCAGAAAUCAUGCCUCAGUAUUCGACACGAAGAAGUACGUGCUCGUGCAUUUCGUAAAUACGAAAGAAGUCGAGCCUCGGUACACACCACUGUCACUGCAGGGGCACACAGUACCUGCGACAAGGACGGCGGAACGCUACCUGGGCUACUGGCUUGACCCCGGCUUGGAGUUUCAGCAUCACCGCGAAAAGGCAAUUUCGAAGGCAAGCGUGUCCCUCCAGGCGCUACGAAGCUUGGCUGGCUCGACAUGGGGGGCCUCUCUUUCAGCUAUGCGCAGGAUCUACCAAGCGGUAGUCAUCCCACAGAUGCUCUUCGGAGUAUCGGUCUGGUACCACCCAUUGAUGAUCAGCAAGACGAAGGCACGAAUGAUCAGUCAACCGUUCGUGGCCAUCCAGAAGCGGGCAGCAUGCCUGAUCAGCGGAGCUUUCAGAACGACAGCAGCAGAGGCACUGAACACAGAACUACACCUACCACCAAUUGCGAUCCAUAUGAACCGCCUCGUAAGAGAAACGGCGUUACGGUUACGGACUGGACCAGUAUAUCACGUGAUAUACUCUGAGCUGCUCAUGAGUCUGAGCCCGGACUGA